AUGGCGACGCUCACGCGAGGCCGCGACGAAGAGGACUUGGGAGAGACGGCGCUCUCGCCGUCAGCGUUGCGGGCUGGCGUCCCGACUCCUUUCCCGAGGGCACGGACGCGCGCUGCGCGGCCCUGCGAUCAAAUCGCGGAAGAUCUGACAGAGUUCGAGGCCAGCGUCGGCGCGAGAGGGGCGGACUAUCAUCCUGAGGAGAGGCGCGAUGCAGUCGCCUCAGAUGGCAAGGAGAAUGUGCGGGAGGUCCUACCCUCCAUAGCGUAUGUACAGAGGUCAUGCGUUAUGACCCUAAACACCCUCCUCUCGAAGAACACGGACUGGCAAGACAUCGUCCCCGAUCGUCGCCAUUCCCUUCCGCCGUCCCCAUAUGCAUCCACCUCGACGCAAGUCGAGUCUACGCAGUCGUCCUCGGCUCUUCAGACACUCGUAUCGAACUUGCGCAACCAUGAAGGACCGGACACCAUGGUCCAGACGCGCGACACCGACGACAGCGCGGAGCUGAUCCGCGAGCUGAAGGCCCACGUAGGGCGGCUUACGCCCAACCUCGACCUGCACGAUGUACAGCUCGUGGAUGCCCUCGUCUCGCUCCUCGCACACUUCGACCGCCUUUCAGCCAUUAUAUCCAGUCAGUCUCCGUCCGCUGGCCCAUCCUCCUCCUCGUCAGGGAGUGCACUCCACCCCCCACCCGCGUUCGACCCGUUCGACACCCUGCGCAGGCAGGUGAGUGAUCUCCAGGUGGAGCGUCUGUACUCUUCGGACGGAAUCGAAUCUAAGUUGCCGCCAGUGUUGGCGGUGGAGACGAGCUUGCUGUGGUCGAGGAUCGAUCAGGAGCUGGAGACGGUGCAAUCGCUGUGCAGGCGACGGACAGAGCUUGCAUUCCAGGACACUAUGCUCGACUCUCUACCACCGGAGUACGAUGCGGGUGAAUAUGAGUAUGGAUCGGAGCACCUACCCAUGUACGAUGCCGAAUCGAGCUCUCUUGCUGAAAGAGCGAGCUUGAAGUCAGACUCUAAGACCAUUCAGGAGCCCACGUCUUCCGCUACCAAUCUGGGCAGCGGGCUCAGUGAGAAGAUGAAGAUGGAUCUGGAAGCGGUUACGAUGGCUAUCGACCGGUUAUAUCUCGUGGCGCCGCAGCUGCACAAUCAGCGGGUCGAACUGAAGAAGAGCAAGGUCGAGCAGCUCGAACGCGCGCGGCUCGCGGGCCCGCCGUCCGGGAAAGAGAAGGAACGGGACCUGCAGGAGCUGGACGGCAUGCUUGAGCUACUCGGUAAGGCAUCCAGCCGCAGGAUCGCUGAUCAGUCGGUUGUUCUUGAAGGAGGGAUGGAGCAGAAGCUUGAGAAGGCGAAACGGAAGGACAAGGAAAAGCGGGAGGCUUUCGUAGAGCAACUGGCGCAGCAUUCGGACGCUGGACGCUUGCACAGUCAAGACGCUGUUCUUAAUCCUCCCAAAGAAAGAGACCCGGAGACACUGCUCUCAUUGCCUGAGUUCAUCCGGGAACCUAUGCCCCGAUUUCCCUCGGUACCGGCGGACCUAAACACCCUGGGUGAGGUGUCUGAACGUACGACGCAUGAGUCAGGGAUGCGCCCCACCAUAGCGCGUCUCCGCUCGCAGAAGAGCGUCCGCAGUCGCAGUUUGUCAUCACCGCCGCUGUCGUGGCUGCUCUCGUCAAGUUCGCGUGCUUCUUCGACUGCUCCGGAGUCGAAAGCUAUGAAGAGACCCAAGACAAGUGGCUCGAGAAGUCGGUCAGGACGGUCUAGCCGGCCGGGUUCUUCUAGCGGAAGGUCGGUAAAUACAGUGCUCGCGGUCGACUACGUCGCGGAGCACCAUGAGAAUCUGCAGCACGUCCUGGUGUUCUUCACGGCUGGCGAUGUGAUGCCUGGGACACCUCUCGAAGCUGAGGUGCUCCCCUCAGCCUCAGAUACUGACGGGGAACGGCUUGUUAUCACCGGCAACGGUGGGAUAUCGCCUCCGCUGAGUCUUCCAGUGCGUGUGGUAUCAGGUAUUAGGGAAGUCCGCUCGUCUGGGAGUCACUUUGAGGUGAAGCUGCCCAGUUAUCCCCGGAGUGCCGGUCCAGUUUCGGAGCUCGACUCGGAGCCUCUGAUGGACGCAAGGCAGUUAUCUGCUGCCAGCCCAUCGAGCUUCGCUUGUUCUUCCUGUUCGUUGCCCCUUGUUCAAGCGGUGGGCGUUGUUAGCUACAGGGACUUACCGUCAGAGCAUUGGGCUGAGUUGGUGGAGGCCUGGAUGUGCCAUGCAGAUCAGAAGGUCCAUGACCAAGUGGCGAUCCAUACUCGGGGGAUCUGGCCGAAAGCCGGUCAGGCAUUAGUAGGAGGGAGUUAUAUCCUCUUCGACGAGUCUAGCGUGGUCAAAGGCAACCUUGUCGUGUCCGAAACUAAGGGGAACGAUGAUUGGAGACUUGUUAGGUGUCUAUGUGGGGCAGUGAAAGGACGCUGUCAAGCACAUUGCCACCCAAAUGAACCUCCCACGAAUUCGUAUAGGUUCCUGAAGUAUGCCAUUCGAACACUGUCCACGUCCAAAGAACUGCCGCCAGUACCGUUGUCAGCAUUCAUCGUCGAGGACAUGAUGGAAUUGGUUCAAGCGCACGCUACCUAUCGAUUUGUUGUCCUAGACGAAGAAAGCGAGCGACCGCGGAUCCUCAUUUGGUUGUUCAAACCCAGUAUACGGAUAUCCUACAAUACUCCCGCAACUUACUUAAUACCGCAGUCCGACUCUAUUCGUGCAGCUAAAGUACUGUUCAAGAUAAUAGGGCCGCACGUCGCACCUGAAGAUCUGCGAAGUACUCUGGACAAAUUCCCUGGUUUUCCCCAGGCAGAAAACCUUUCUUACCCAUUGGAAAUCUGCCGACGUCUGGCCGGCUUGCUUAAGGAGAGCAACAACUCAUACCCCGUCGAUAUGCGCACGAUGACUGGUUUAGAUGUCGGCUGGUUACGCCAUGCUUAAUGUUGACUACUUCCUUGCUCACUCGCUGCAUAUCAUACAUCUUCGUCUCGGACCAUCUCGUACCCGACAGUAGCAUUUUAAUACGUUCCUUGUUGUAGCGCAACGUUGACCGGGCUUGGAGCAUUUGUUUCGAUAGAGCUGCCCCGAGUGAUGCAACCGUAAGAGAGACAUAAAAUAAAUAUACAACUAAGUAGUCCGUGGGGAUGUUUGAAAGCGAUAGAGGGAGGAAAUAGAGCCGCGAUGCGUACGUCAAAGUACGACUUCCUUUUCUUUCCCUUUUCGUGAAGGCGGCAAAGACAGGUUGGGCGAACUCGCCAUGGCUGAUGCUGAUGAGAAAGAGGCGAGACGACGAGGUGACAAUGGCGACCCAGGCGAGAGAUGAUGCAAACGAGUCGGCGAUCCGGGCAGAGAAUUGUUCCCCCGCUUCUGCGAGUCCGGUGGUGGAGAUAUCGCGGAGUCGUUUUGGCCGGCAUUGGCUUCAGUGAGGAGGAACUCCACCCAUAACCGGGAAAAUGACUCUGUCUCGUCGCUCUUCUCCAACUCUGGUGACUUCGUUGCGGAUAACGAUGUCGAACUUGCGGAACGACUCCAUAUCGAGGAACCGGUAUUCGCAUUCUGUCCCGUCCGCUGAAGACCCGCCUUUUCACGUUCCGCGUCACUCCACUGCAGUAUUGAAGCUAGAAGUUGCAGCAUUUCGAACCGUUUGCUGUCUGCGCGUGGCGUAACCAGGAAGGAGAGGAGGACGUUGGUGACGAGCCGCCGAUCGACAUUGUCCGCAGAUGACUGACGUCGGAGACGCCUUAAGGCCUCCAUUAGGUGUUCAUUCAUUAUAAUUGCUUCAUGGCGUAACUUCUGGAUGAGAAGCUCUUUCUCUUUCACUUCUUUCUCGAGAUUUUGUAUUCGAGAAGAGUUGGA
This is a messenger RNA of Gloeophyllum trabeum ATCC 11539, 3876 nucleotides long. RefSeq lists its product as uncharacterized. Bases 1 to 2961 code for a protein of 986 amino acids. The record is from RefSeq and is a predicted model, not a curated record. Gene Ontology annotation, molecular function: cyclin binding; ubiquitin protein ligase activity; ubiquitin conjugating enzyme binding. Gene Ontology annotation, biological process: proteasome-mediated ubiquitin-dependent protein catabolic process; protein monoubiquitination; protein polyubiquitination. Lineage: Eukaryota; Fungi; Basidiomycota; Agaricomycetes; Gloeophyllales; Gloeophyllaceae. The transcript is spliced from 10 exons. Gene Ontology annotation, cellular component: nucleus; ubiquitin ligase complex; cytosol.